AUGUGUAAGCAAUUAACUAAGGAGACGCUCAUAUUUUACGUCUUUCUAGAUCAACCGGGAACCUUUCUAGAAAAGUCCCAAAGGAAAUUCUUCUAUCGUAAACUUUGUCGUAAAAUAAAAGACGACAAAAGUAUAGCAUUUCGUAUAAUUGCCAUAAUGUUGGGAGCUUCAAGUGUUUUUGGAAUAUCGACCUCUCACCACGAACGCGUGUUUGUGUCGUUUUGUUUGCUAUGGAGCUUAAUUCUUUGUGGGGCUUUCCAGGGAUCACUGUACAACGUUUAUACGACUCCUAAGUCAUAUCCAAAUAUUGACACUCUCGAUGAUUUAUACAAGAGUAAAUUGGAUGUACACGUUCGACACCCAGGCCUCUUAACAGAUAUUUUCGGCGAUGCGCCAUUUGGAACGACCAUUGGGAAUUUACGAACAAGAAGACUUAAAACAACGAGCGAUGAUUUCCUUAACGAAAGAAUUGUGUCGAGAGGGGAUGUUGCGGGCUUAACUCGUUUUUCAAAUUAUGAUUAUGAUAAUAAGAAUCUCGAGCCAAGGGAGGAUGGUGCGAGUAAUUUACAUGUAGUUGCUGAGUGUCCCAGAAGCUACACGCUGGCUUUUCUUUUCCGAAAAAGGUCAAUUUACAUCAACACCGUAAAUUGGCAUAUUAACAUGUUUUUGCAAUCGGGAUUGACUGUUAAAUGGCAAAUGGAAAGCAAGCACUACUUUAAACUUGAAGCAGCUUUAAAGCAUCAUUAUACGAUGAUGGAAACGAAAGUUAAAAUUAAUUUACAACAUUUGGAGAUGGCAUUUGUUGGUUUAAUGUUGGGACACAUUAAUGAAAUAUAUGAGAAUAUAAAUAAACUUUUGAUCGUCAUCGUCAAUCUAGAUAGAUCAACAACUUUAGUGCAAGAACAAAAACUCCUCAACUUUCGUAAUCGUUUUAAAGUCAGCAUUUCAGUUUAUUUAAAACAUUACGAACCCUUUUCAUUCUCUACCAUAAUUGCAAAAUAUCAAGUGCUUCUGAACGACUUUUUAACAUUUAAAGGGCAAAAACAUAAACAAAAAAUAGAAGAAGUGCUCUUGACAUGA
Messenger RNA from Clunio marinus, 1080 nucleotides. The record is from the annotation of a GenBank genome assembly. Lineage: Eukaryota; Metazoa; Arthropoda; Insecta; Diptera; Chironomidae.